Molecule: messenger RNA, 2191 nt
Organism: Aethina tumida (small hive beetle)
Lineage: Eukaryota; Metazoa; Arthropoda; Insecta; Coleoptera; Nitidulidae
Product: gastrula zinc finger protein XlCGF57.1
Exons: 2
Coding region: 329-1987 (552 amino acids)
Biological process (GO): regulation of transcription by RNA polymerase II
Cellular component (GO): nucleus
Molecular function (GO): zinc ion binding; RNA polymerase II cis-regulatory region sequence-specific DNA binding; DNA-binding transcription factor activity, RNA polymerase II-specific
Source: RefSeq, a predicted model, not a curated record
GAACGAAAACACGUCAGAGUUGAUAUUUGUCGAAAAUCGCAACAGUUGGUGUGCAUCGCAGCAAACAGAGCCGCCGAGUCGUUGACCGACGUAACCGAAGGGCCCCAGGUAUAAAAUUCGAACGGCCCGCCAAACGAACACGGGCCAGCUGCAUUUGCCGGGCGCUCCGCAUAUGGGGGCCACGCGCAAGUCUACACCCAAUCACCGACACCCGGCCUCAGUCCGACUUGGCGAGGCGGCGCCCCACAUUGUCCACAUCGCAUCCCGGUCGCCCGGUUUUCUAGUGUGCCGUACGAUUUGACACCAGUCACCCUUCAAAAAGUGCGGGAUGGACGCGACGGAGGCCUGGAGGAGUUACGCAACGAUUUGCAGGCUCUGUCUGCAAAAGGACGGGUUCAUGCUCGGCAUUUUCAAUCACAUACAGGGAAGGGACAGGAGCAUUUACAAGAAGAUCAUGGAUUGCACCGCACUGCAAGUGUCUUACGGAGAUGGUUUACCGAACGUGAUUUGCCACCGUUGCCUUUACAAAAUUGAGUUCUGUCUCGAGUUCCGACAGCAAUGCCUAAUGUCUGAUGCCACCCUGCGUCAGAUAAACGGCGUGAGCCGGGAAAACGGUACCGCUCUGCCGCUUUACGAACAGCUGGCCAACGGCAACGACGAGAACGUGGUGAUGGUCGUCGAUCCGACCGCCAUGGACUACGAUUCGGAGUACGAGACCGAGAACGAGAGGCAGAGCGACAACGAGAACGUGGAGAACAACGAGGGCUUCGAGUGCAGGAACGUCAUCAUGUGCAAGUUUUGCGAUCACGCCUUCACCGACAAGACGGAGUGCGAGGAGCACGAGGUGACGGCCCACGACAACAAGGUGCCCUACUGUUGCACCGAUUGCAGCAUGGACUUCUCGGAUCGGCUGCAAUACACUGCGCAUCUGAAGAGCGUCCAUCAGAACGACAAGCCGUACAAUUGUCCACAGUGUCACAGGACUUUCGCCAGGAGGUCUGACCUGAGGAAGCACACUGUCGUUCACACGGGAAUCAAACCGUUCACGUGCACCAUUUGCUUCAAAUCGUUCUCGAGGAACACGAACUUAUCAAAACACAUGCGGAUCCACUCCGGACAGAAGCCGUUCGUUUGUCCGAAGUGUCCGAAGACGUUCAUUUCCAAGGGAGAUCUGACCAGACACGCGAUUAUACAUUCGGGUCAGAAACCUUUCAGUUGUAAUUAUUGUAGUUUGAGUUUUGGUAGGAAGGACAAGUUGUUGAGACAUGAAAAGAAGCAUUUCGUUCAGGAGAAUUCCGACAAGACUCAAGAGUUGAACAAGAUGCGAGAAAAUUUGGGCAUGGGUGAAUUCGACUACGACGUCCCGAAGACUGACAUUAACGAACCCAUUGAAGAACAACCAGAAGGUGACAAUUCUGAAAACAUGGUGAUACAACUGGAUCCGUUCAACCACAACAACUUCAACGACACACCACAAAGGGAACAAAACGAUGACAGUGAACCGGUCGACAAUGACGUCGAUUAUCCUCCGGUUCCGGAUCACAUGAACGACAGUAUUGAGGAAUCCGAUUUUCCACAUGUGCCUGAACACGUAACCGGCGACAAUUUAGACGGCCCGUCCAACAGUCCCCUGUCGAAAAAUUUCGCCUGCACCACCUGCAACAAGAAAUUCCUCACGUCGCACAACCUACUCUACCACCAAGCCUCCCACACCGGAAACAGACCGUUCGCUUGCAACACAUGUAACAAGAGUUUCAUCAGGAAGAGGGAGCUGGACAGACACAUGACCACUCACACGGGCAUGAAACCGUUCAAAUGCGACAAGUGCAACAAGAGUUUCGGCAGGAAGGAUAAGUUGGUCAGACAUGCGCGAAUCCACGACAUAAACAGGGAACACAAUUGUGACACGUGCGGGGCCUUAUUCACUCGCAAAGACGCUUUGAUUGCCCACAUGAAGACCCAUAUUAAAGAUGAAGAUGACAUGUGAUUGCUGUUCUGAUGCCGUUUGCACAAUUGUUUAACCACUCUUGGUUAUUGUUUAUUGUAUAGAGUAUUUAAAAAUAAGAUGUUGUUCUGUAAAAUUAAAUAUUUUUUGUACAUGCAUAUUUAUUGUCUAGUUUUAAUAGAUACCUGUAUGUUUUUUUUGGAAUUUUGUAUAAAAAUAAAUCUGAAAUGUGUUCAGGACCUUUUA